This is a messenger RNA of Prunus persica (peach), 1250 nucleotides long. RefSeq names its product plastid division protein PDV1. Gene Ontology annotation, biological process: chloroplast fission. The transcript is spliced from 3 exons. Lineage: Eukaryota; Viridiplantae; Streptophyta; Magnoliopsida; Rosales; Rosaceae. Bases 67 to 930 code for a protein of 287 amino acids. The record is from RefSeq and is a predicted model, not a curated record.
GCUGGACCACACUCUCUGAAAAUUGAAGCCCUAGAAAUUAGUCUCUUCUUCCCCAAAUUUCCCUCCAUGAAAUGGGACAUGGAAAUCGAAGAUAUUGAGGCGGUGCUCGAGAAGAUUUGGGACCUGCACGAUAAGAUCAGCGACGCCAUCCACUCAAUUUCGAGAGCUCACUUCCUCAGCUCUGUCAAUGCCCUGAGAAGUUCCGACAAGAAGAAGCCGCACACCAACGACGUCGCUGUUGAUGAGAACCGAACCGGCUACGUCUACGUGAAGGACUUCCGACACGACCACGACGAUGACUCGGUGAUUCGGGAGGCCAAGAGCCUCAAUGCGAUUCGGACCGCGCUCGAGAACCUGGAGGACCAGCUCGAGUUUUUCCAUUUGCAUCGCUCAAAGGACGAAAUACUCUGUUUCUGCAACUGCUGCGUGACUGUGCAGGUGCAGCAGCGGGCUGAGAGAGAUGCUGCGAUUGCACGGUUAGAGCAAAGCCGUAUUGUUUUAGCAAUGAGAUUGUCUGAACACCAUGGUAAGAAAUACCAAGUUAUUGAAGAAGCUCUUGCCUUUGUGGGAGAUGUCUGUGAUGCAAGUCGCUUCGUUUCACCUGAAAAUCUUUAUGGUCCUCCAAUCAGUCCUGCUGAGAAAUUGGAAGCCUGUGAAGGGAAGAGGUCAAAUAUUAUAAUCAAAGUUCUCAUUUCAAGUAUCAAUUUUGCGAAGAAAUCCCUUCAAUUGGAUAAUAUGGGUGGAAUACUUGGCAACGCUGGUUUGGUGGCAGUUAGCAUGAUUGCAUUGGUGCAUCUGAAUCAAGUAGCUAUGAGGGAGCAUCCACAGAAGCUGGAAGACAACAGAAAUGCUAGAAAAACUUCCCGGGUAGAGGGGACUUCGUCGACCAGUCGUUUCAGCAACUUGGAUGUGCUAUUGGCUAGGGGUUAGCUCAGAAGUCUUAAAUUUCUGUAGCACAGAAUUAAAUGGUAGUUAACCAAACUGUUGGUAUAGUUGUAUUUCAUCCCACGGAAAGUUUGCAGAAUUUGGCAAAAGAGGUUUGGUAAUGAGUAAUCCCUUAGGUUGUUCUUUUUCAAACUGCAGUAGAGGCAUAAAGCUUCCUCUUCUCCUUUAGGCUAUGGGCGAAGGUUUGGUAAACAUAUACCCGUAAAUGUUUUUUUACAGGUGGUUCGGCUUCCUCCCUGUUCUCAUUUGAAAUUCUUUUGUGUAUAUUGAGCACUCUGAUAUCUACAGAUUGUUGAUAUACCAAA